Molecule: messenger RNA, 5175 nt
Organism: Zalophus californianus (California sea lion)
Lineage: Eukaryota; Metazoa; Chordata; Mammalia; Carnivora; Otariidae
Gene: MUC19
Product: mucin 19, oligomeric
Cellular component (GO): extracellular matrix
Molecular function (GO): protein binding
Source: RefSeq, a predicted model, not a curated record
AUGGGGAUAGCAGUUUUAAAUGGUCAGAGAAAACAGAAAAGACAAGCAGGUGGCUUUUUGUUCAGUAGUCUGAACUUUGGUGAUCCAAACAGAAGAAAGAAAUCUCUUGUUGGCUCACUCCUUAACACUGGAUUUAAUGCUCCAGGAGGGGCUGAAGAUGGGUCGAGGAAACAUCGAGAUACUGAUAGUUUAGUGUUAAAAGACACUCCAGCAGAGAAAACCAAGUUAGCAAGUGGUUUUGCCAACAGUAUAUGUGGUGGUAUUAAAUUUGGUGGCACUGCUUUAGAUCAAAAUGAAGUUGGUAGGGGUCCAUCUGGCCAAAGUGGAUUUGAUGUGAAUGUGGUAAAUGGAUUGGCUGGCUCUAAUUCUGCUGCCAGUGAAACAGCAGAUAAUACCAACCCAAGAAAUAGGGCUGGAUUUAGUAGCAGUGUCUCUGGAAAUUUGGGAUUUGGUUUGGGGGCAUCUGAUCAAAAGGGAUUGGGCAUUGGUAGAGCUGACCAGAGUGAAAUGAGCAGCAGAGGAUCUGCCAGGGGUGAAUCAAUGGGUUUCAGUUUUGAUGCCCAUAGCUCAGUUGGAACUGGGUCUUUUGGUUGGGAACUUGGAAAACAGAAGGGCAAUGCUGCAUUUGGUUUUGGAGCUUCUGGUUCGAGUUCAUUUGGUGGCAGUGGCAUUAAUGGCAAAAUAAAAAUUGAAGGAAAUCAAAUGGGUAGUUCUGAAGGACCCAUUCCCAAUGAUCUAGAUGAUACUGGUUUGAGAAAUCGGAAUACAUUUGUUGGUGACAGCCCUGGAAAAUCAGAAACCAAUGUAGGGGUUUCUGGUCAACAGGGAUUUAGAAUCAAUGAAAUUGUAGGGACUAAAAUGAGUGGCAGUGGAUCUGCCCGGGCUAGAUUCAAAGGCCUUGGAUCUGAUGCCGGCACCACCAGUGCAAGAAUUGGGAAUAAUUUUGUUGAUGGCAUAUCAGAAAAUUUGAGAUAUGGUUUUGAGAAAUUUGGUCAAAAGGGAUUUGAAAGCAGUGGAUCUGAUUGGAGUGAUAAGAGCAGCAGGGAAUCUGAUGCCAGUGGCUCAGUGGGUAAGUCCUCAUCACUUGAUUUGAGAUAUGGAGAAAGGAAACGUGAAGCUAAAUUUGAUUUUGGAGAUUCUGGUUCAAAUCGAUUUGAUGACAUUGGCCUUAGUGAAAAUAGGGAAGGACUUGGUUUUCUAAUUUUGAAAAUGGAGAAGAAGGGUGAAACUCAAAUCGGUUUUGGAGAUUCUGGUUCAAAUCCAAUGGCCAUAGUGGUGACCCAAGUGCAAGAAAUGGGGAUGGAUGUUCUGGUUGGUACCUCUGAAGAUUCAGGAUUAAAUUUGGGGUCAUCUGAUCAGCAGGGAUUUGGAAUCAGUGGAAUUGGAGAAAACACUUGGUCUUCCAGUUCUGGAAGUGGUAGAGGAAGGAAGGGUGCAGCUGGACUUACUUGGUGGGGUGCUUCUGGACCAAACGAAUUUGGUGAAACUGGCCUUAGUGGUACAGGUGAAGCUACUACUUGGGGCAAAGGAACAUAUAAAGCUUUCAAUGGUCGCAUCUUUUCCUUUGAGUCUUCCUGCACAUACAGUUUCUGCCAUCAUUGCAUUGAAUCUGGAGGAGAUUUCAAUAUUGAGAUCAAACGAAGGAAUAAUAGUGACUUUGAAAAAAUAGCAGUUAAAAUCGACAAUAAUGAGGUCUCUAUUUUUGGUGAUCGCAUUCUAGUUAAUGAAGAAAGAGUACAGAUACCAUAUGACAAUAAAUUGAUACACAUUAAAAAAUAUGGAGAACAUUAUGUCCUGAAAAGCCGUAGAGGAAUCCUGUCUUUGAUGUGGGACAAAAAUAAGCUCUCACUUGCUCUUCACAAGCAAUAUCCAACUUGUGGUCUUUGUGGUAACUUCAACAGCACUCCAGGAGACAAUAUCAAUGAACACAUUGCCAAUAGUAAAAUUCCUGGUGAUUGUCCCAAAGCUUUUAGUAAAAGCUAUGAAGUCUGUGAAGAUGGCAUAGAGUACUGUGACAAAAUUAUUGGAACUUACUUUGAGAAAUGUAGAAAGGUUGCCGCUUUUUCCAAUGACUACAGAAUGAUCUGUGUUAAUGAUUACUGUGAAAAUAGAGACAAAAAUUCUACGUGUGACACUUAUUCAGAAUUGUCCCGCCUCUGUGCCUCAGACGGUCCCAGCAUCUAUGAAUCCUGGCGAGAUGAUUCUGAUGUGACUUGUGGAGAACCUAGAUGCCCAGAAAAACAUAUCUACAAAGAAUGUGGUCCCUCAAAUCCUGCAACUUGUUCUAAUGUGGCUCCUUUUCAAGAGAGUGAAUGUGUGAAUGGCUGCGUCUGCCCAGAAGGUUACCUAUUAGAUGAUAUUGGAGAAAAAGGGGAAUGUGUAUUAAAGACCGAAUGUCCCUGUAAUUUACAUGGAAAGAUCUAUAAGUCAGGGGAAGUCCGAAGAGGUCCUUGUGGUUCUCAGUGCACAUGCCAAAAUGCAAAAUGGUCUUGCACUGAAGCAUUAUGUCCCGGAAGAUGUAAGGUAGAAGGAAAUUCAAUCACCACCUUUGAUGGUAUUAAAUACCACCAUCCUGGAAACUGUCACUUCUUGGCCACCCACCAUAAAGAUUGGUCUAUUAGUGUUGAACUUCGUCCAUGUCCAAGUGGCCAGUCAGGAACGUGCUUAAACAGUGUUACACUCCUCUUAAAUUUGCCUAUUUCAGGUAACAAAUAUGUAUUCAACAGAAAUGGAACAGUCACAAACAAUGGGAUUGAAUACAUAAAUCAAAGUUAUGAUGAUUCAGUAUAUGUCUUCCAAGCAUCUUCCUCAUACCUUCAAGUAGAAACAAACUUUGGUGUAAAAAUGCAAAUACAAAUUGCUCCUACAAUGCAGUUAUAUGUUUCAGUGCCACCCAACAAUUUCACGGAUACCGUAGGACUUUGUGGUUCCUUCAACAACAGAGUAGAGGAUGAUUUAAUGUCAAGUCAGAAUAUAUUGGAGAAGACGCCUCAGGCAUUUGCUGAUUCUUGGGAAAUGAUGCCCUGUCCUAAAGGAAAACCCGCUUCAUGCAUCAGUAUAGAAAAAGAAAAUUUUGCCGAAAAGCAUUGUGGAAUUUUUCUUGAUUCAGAUGGGCCUUUUGCUUCCUGCCAUCCAAUUGUGAACGCUAAACCAUAUUAUGAGGAAUGCAAAAGAUACACUUGUACUUGUGAAAACAGUGAAGAUUGCUUGUGCACGGUUUUUGGCAACUAUGUGAAAGCGUGUGCUGAGAAAGAAGUAUACAUGGUGGGAUGGAGAACCGGACUAUGUGAUUCCUCUUGUCCAAGUGACCUCGUUUUCAAGUACAAUAUAAAAAGCUGCAAUAAAACUUGUCGAUUAUUGUCAGAGAGAUAUAGGAGCUGUGAUAUAGAAGAUGUUCCAUUUGAUGGAUGCACUUGCCCUGAUGGAAUGUACCAGAAUAAUGAAGGGAAUUGUGUUCUAAAAUCUCAGUGUGACUGCUACAUAAAUGGCAAGGUCAUGCAACCAGGCAAACUCAUCAAUAUUAAUAACAACAAAUGUGUCUGUCGGGAUGGAAAUUUUCUUUGCCAGACUCCCAUUAGUUCAACCCAACAGAAUUGUUCUGGAGGGGCCGAAUAUGUUGACUGCAGGGGCCCGAGGGCACGGAGAAGAGUUGACGGUAAAUGUGGUGCUUGGAACAUGGCCGGUUUUGAUGAGAACUUGCCUUGCAAAGCUGGGUGCUACUGUCCAGUAGGCAUGGUUCGAAAUUCUAAAGGGAACUGUGUGUUUCCCGAAGACUGCCCAUGUUCUUUUGGUGGAUGGGAGUAUGAGCAAGGAAGUGUUACCUCGGUUGGCUGCAACAACUGUACUUGCGUAAAAGGAUCUUGGAGCUGUACACAAAAUAAAUGUCAAACUGUCUGCCACAUCUAUGGGGAAGGUCAUGUUAGAACUUUUGAUGGAAAAAGUUACAGCUUUGAUGGUCUCUGCCAAUAUUCAUUUGUUGAGGAUUAUUGUGGUCGUGAAAGUGGCACAUUCCGUAUUUUAACUGAAAGUGUCCCAUGCUGUGAAGAUGGGCUUACAUGCUCAAGAAAAAUCAUAGUUGCUUUUCAGGAUCAGAAUGUUGUCUUGCAUGAUGGUAAAGUGACAGCCUCCAAAAUUACAGAAAGUAAAGACUGUGGACUCAGUGAAAAUACAUACUCUGUACAUACCGUUGGCCUGUACUUGAUUCUGAAAUUUCUAAAUGGGAUAACCAUAAUUUGGGACAAGAAUACGAGAGUUUCAGCUAUAUUGGAUCCUCGCUGGAAUGGCAAAGUGUGUGGUCUUUGUGGAAAUAACAAUGGUGAUCUCAAGGAUGAUUUCAUAACAAGACAUUCAUCAGAAGCUGUUGGAGCACUGGAAUUUGGAAAUAGUUGGAAAACGAGUCAAAAAUGUGCAGACACAGUAGCACAAAAUUUCCCAUGUGACUCAAACCCAUACUGUAAAGCGUGGGCUGUGCAAAAAUGUGGGAUCAUCCAGGACAGCAUCUUCAAAGAAUGCCACCACAAGGUGGACCCCGAAGCUUACACAGAAGCAUGCAUUGAAGAAGCUUGCUCAUGUGACAUGGAGGGGAAGUAUUUGGGAUUCUGCACGGCUGUGGCCAUGUACGCGGAGGCAUGCAGUGCAGUUGGAGUCUGUGUCACAUGGAGAAAACCAGAUCUCUGUCCUGUCUUCUGUGAUUAUUAUAAUGGACCCGGGGAAUGCAGUUGGCACUAUGAACCUUGUGGUACAGUGACUACAAAAACAUGCAGAGAUCGAGUUAUUGGCCAGAAAUUUUCUGCAGUUUUAGAAGGUUGUUAUGCUAAGUGCCCGGAUAGUGCUCCUUAUCUGGAUGAGAACCUCAUGAAAUGCGUCCGUUUAUCUGAGUGCAGCUGUUUCUAUAAUGAUAUCAUACCAGCAGGUGGAGUGAUUCAGGAUAACUGUGGAAGAACAUGCUAUUGCAUCGCAGGAGAGUUGGAGUGCGGUAUUUCUUCUACAACAGUUACCUCCAUAUUAGGCACUGAAGCAGGAACAGCUGGUGGUCUUGAGACUGAAGCUUUCAGUACAGGUGCUGCUGGAGGUCCAGUUUCCACGACCCUGUAUGCUGGCAGCAUAGGCAGCACCAGAAUGGGCCCCACCUUCACCAGCCCUGGGCGCGAAGCAGGUACGUUGAGUUCACAAUAA